AUGGAAGAAACACCAGUUAAGGUGGCAGUGCGCAUUAGACCCCUUCUCCCAAAGGAGAUUCUCCACAAUCAGCAUGUGUGCGUGAGAGUCAUCCCCAACACCCAGCAAAUUAUCAUUGGCAAAGACCGGCCCUUUACCUUUGACUUUGUGUUUGGACAAAAUUCUGUACAAGAUGAAGUGUACAUUACUUGUAUAAAACCCUUGGUUUCAUCCUUGAUUGAGGGCUACAAUGUCACAGUUUUUGCAUAUGGACAAACUGGCUCUGGAAAGACCUACACAUUAGGCGGAGGACAUGGGGUUUCUAUGGCUGCCAAAGAAAAAGGAAUCAUUCCACGAGCUAUCCAGGAAAUCUUUCAAAGGAUCACAGAGAAUCAUAUCACAGACUAUACAGUAAAAGUAUCCUACAUAGAGGUCUACAAGGAAGAACUGAGGGACCUGCUGGAUCUUGAAACAUCUUCCAAAGACAUGCACAUCAGAGAGGAUGAGAAACGAAAUACAGUAAUUGUGGGAGCAAAAGAGUGCCUUGUGGAAAGUGCAGAUGAAGUAAUACAACUCCUGGAUGGUGGCAAUGCCGCUCGUCAUACUGGGACUACACAAAUGAAUGAAUUUUCUAGUCGUUCCCAUGCUAUUCUCACAAUCAGUGUUGAUCAGCAGGUAUUGAACCUUGAGGGAGCUAAUAGGACUGUUUGGAAUACUGGCGAAACCUCUGCCACAUCUGUUCAGCUCAUCUCCUCAAAAUUCCACUUUGUAGACCUGGCAGGCUCCGAGAGAGUCACCAAGACAGGCAACACGGGUGAGCGGUUUAAGGAAUCAGUGCAGAUCAACAGUGGAUUAUUGGCAUUGGGAAAUGUUAUAAGUGCCCUUGGAGAUCCCAGACGCAAAAGCCAACAUGUGCCAUAUAGAGAUUCAAAGAUUACUCGCAUACUUAAGGACUCUCUGGGUGGCAAUGCCAAAACCCUAAUGAUUGCCUGCAUUAGUCCAUCUUCAUUCAAUUUUGAUGAAUCACUCAACUCUCUUAAAUAUGCAAACAGGGCAAGAAGUAUUAGGAAUAAACCUAUAGUCAAUUAUAAUCCAGACUGGGACCGUAUAAAUGAGAUGGAGCUAGAGAUUCAGGCAUUGAGACAAGCUCUGCAAAACCGACGAGGAGCUUUAGUGAACCGUGCCAACCAGGCAUCUCAGAGUCUUACUGAGGAGCAAGAGAAGAUUCGAAUUCGCUCAUUAGAGGAGAGAUUAGCACUUCUGCAGUUUGAGUGCUGCCACUACCGAAAUUGCACUGAAGAUGCUUUCCGUAUUCUUUUGGAGCUGAAAGGAACAGGAAGUCUACCAAAAAGCCAAUUGUGCAAGCUUCAGGAAUGGAUAGACGUAACAGAAGGGUUUCAAGCUGAUAACUCCACACCAAGACUGAACAGCACUGCGGAAGAAGAAGCUCAUCUUAUCACCUGUUUACAGCUUAAAAGAGAACUGAAAAAAUGCCAGGAUGCACUGGCAGCAGAUGAGAAAGCAUUUAGCCAAAAAGAAGCUGAAUUAAAACAAUUGCAGGCCCGGAUCAACACAGUUCUUCAAGAGAAUAAGGUGCAUUUAGCAUUUCUCGAUGAAGAAGAAAAUAAACAGAAACUCCAGAAAGAGAAGAUGGUAGAACAGCAACUACUUAUUGAUCGACUGCGACAACAACUACAGGGCAGCAAUACCAUACUGUAUAAAUCUUGCUUGUCCACAGAUGGGACUUCAGAUAAUGAUUCCAGGUGUGUGAAAAGGUCAUACAGUGUCCCUCAUCAAUCCAGUCAAACUGAAAGUUUCACUGCAACAAAGGUGACCCAGAGAACAUCAAAAAAGGUAGUAGUUGUCUCUUUGCAAAUAAUUUUUUAUAUAUUAAAUUUAUAA
Erpetoichthys calabaricus (reedfish) is the source of this 1881-nucleotide messenger RNA. RefSeq names its product kinesin-like protein KIF27. The record is from RefSeq and is a predicted model, not a curated record. Gene Ontology annotation, biological process: mitotic spindle organization; microtubule-based movement. The coding region runs from base 1 to 1881 and encodes 626 amino acids. The transcript is spliced from 5 exons. Gene Ontology annotation, molecular function: ATP binding; microtubule motor activity; microtubule binding. Lineage: Eukaryota; Metazoa; Chordata; Cladistia; Polypteriformes; Polypteridae.